AUGGCUGGGACUUCUUGGCAGCCCAGCGGGACGCCCCAGCAGCUUGUCGCGGCUCUUGCCUGCCUGCUCCUGAGUUGCCCUGCGCUGCAGGGACACGUGUCCUCGCCUGGGACCGAAUCCCACCCAGCUCUCUACCUGCUCGCUCCGAUGACCAACCCCGGGCUCCGGGAGCCUCUGGGCCGCUCACUUUGGCUCGACCCGCUCCGGGACCUGGUGAUCCGAGUGCAGCGGGACCGGUGCGAAGUGACGGUGCUCGGUGCUGUGCCUCUGCUCCAGGGCGCGCUCUCCCCGCGCCGCUUCCCCUGCGCCUUCGGGCCCCACCAGGUCCAGUACACUCACUUCGGCUCCCGCAGCCCCGGACGCGCCCGGGUGCGGCUGCAGCUGCCCUACGAAGCCCCGACUUACACUCUGGCGCUGCCCUUCACGCUGGCGGUAGACGCGGUCUUCUCCCAGCUGCGGCUGGUGACGCUCAGGCCUCCGGCCGUAGAGAAGCUGCUGGAGCCACGCCGUGGACAGCGGAGUGCUGCACUUGGCCUCUCCCGCGCGUGCCGGCUAACCCCUCUCCUUCACGAGGGCGGCCCACUGCCCAAGUACGGGCACUUGGUGGACCCCGUGGGGGGCCCUCUGCCCAGGGACAAGAGCUUAGACCGUGAGGCUUUUGUCCGAGCCGUGCGCUAUCAGCACACCGCCGCCACCUCCUCGCCCAGCCACGACUACGUGCCUGCGCUGGCGGAGCUGCUGGGGCCAGAGGACGGAGGCGCUGGGUCGGUGGAGGUGCGGGUCCCUGAGCACUUGCAGCUGCUGGUGAGGAUCCGCGAGGGAGCCGGGAGCACGGCGCCCAGGCCCAGCUUCGGGGCCCUGUUGAUGGCGGAGGUCGAUCAGUUCUUGCUAACAGCCCUGACACCUGACGCUCUGGCCGCAGAGGACAUCGAGUCAGACCCUGACGACCUGGUCUUCAACAUUCUCAAUGUCCCCACAUCCCCACCAGGGCACCCGGGCCAGCAGGGCUACGUGGUCAGCACUGACAAUCCUCUGGGCCUUCCAGUCUCCUCCUUCUCCCAGCGGGCGCUGCGGGAACUGAAAGUCGCCUAUCAGUCCCCGACAGAGAACCCUUACGGGGAGCACCUCGUCCAGCUGGAGCUGGAGGUGGUGGACGGAGAUGGCGCCACCUCAGACCCCUUUGCCUUUACGGUGGUAGUGAAGUCCAUGAACACCCUGGCCCCAGUGGCUAGCUAUAACAGGGGACUACUGCUUUUUGAAGGUCUGUCAAGGCCCCUGUCCAGACACAACCUUCAGAUCAGUGACAAAGAAAACCUGAAAGAGGGGAAAAUAGCUGCGGUCAGAGGCUUGAGGCAUGGGCGGCUGGUAGUGCUUGGGGAACCUGCCAGGUACAAAUAUUUCACACCAGUGGACCUGGCAGCAGGACAAGUGAUGUACCAGCAUGAUGGCAGCAACACCUGUGGUGACAACAUCUUCCAGACGGAGGAUAGGCACCAUCAGGUGGAAUUCCUCUCCCCACUCACCACCAUACCUGUCGAUGAUGAACCGCUGAUGAUCAGUGCCAACAGAGGACUCGCACUGACUCAAGGACAGGUGGCCCAGAUCUCCCCCUCUGUCCUGAGUGCUACAGAUAUUGAUUCUGAGGACUCAACCACCCACUUUGUCCUGGAGGACCAUCCUCUGGAAGGAAAAGGAGAGAGAGACUGGGAUCUGGCUCUUGGUUCCUCCUAUUCAAGCCGGCACCUGGAAGACAUGCUGUUGUGACAGGUUGAACCACAUUCAUCCUCUGUAGAUGAAGACUGGAACUAUGUCGAAAAGGAAGGACUUUAUGAGAAGGUGGUGACUGGGUGGCUACAAAGAGACAGUGAGGGGAAACUCUGCUACCGCCAUCUUGGACCACAUAGCCCUCAAUCUGUAAUGACCCAGCUGGCUUUCCAUGUGCAGGAUGACCAUGACCCACCCAAUCUAUCCAACCAGCACUUCUUCACCAUAAAGGUCCAGCCAGUGGAUAUGCUGAGUCCAGAGCUGUAUCCAUGAGCUACCUUAGAAAUGACUGUGCAAGAAUACCAACUCACUCACUUCCAGAAGAAAUUCCUCCAAUAUGUUGAGCAGGACUCAGAUGACCAGAACCUGUGGUACACCCUACGGACACCCCCAACUGACACAGAUGGCAACCACCCAGUCCAGGCUGGAGAAAUUGUGUUCACUGAUUUACCAGACACACCCAUCAUACACUUCACCCAGGCGCAGGUAAAUCACCACAAAGGUGCUUACCAGCCUCCACAGCCUCCUUGGGUUGUGCAGUUCACCUACCAGGUGAAGGAUGCUGCAAGCAAUAGUGUGCCAGGCACAUUCACAUUAUUCCUGCAGCCUGUGGGCAACCAACCUCCCAAAGUUACCAACAGAGUUACUAUCUUAGAGGGAGACAGCUUUAUCCUCAGCAGUAAUGAGCUAGAUAUUGCAGACCCUGACACAGACAUUGACCAAAUUGUUUUCAUAUUAGUCUGGGGGCCCCAACAUGGAAACUUGCAGUACUUUAAAAAAUGUAUGGUACCAGGGGAAUUUUUCAUGCAAGCUGAUAUUAUUAAUGGGAGUGUCUCUUACCAGCAUGACAGAGACCAGACUACCAGUGACACCUUCCAUCUGGAGGUAAGUGAUGGAGUGCACCAUGUACCCAUCACUGUCCAAACUUCUGUACAUCCUACUACGGCUGACAAAAGUCACAGGAUCUCUAUCACAGAUAGCUCAUUAUUGAAUGUUUCCACAGAUGUACUAGAGAAUAGAGCCACUGAGAUCACCAUGGGUGUCAUCCAUGGCAAAAAGAAGGACACAAGUGACUUGAUGUUGUCUUUCAUUGUGGAGGACAGCCCCAAGCUGGGCACUAUUCUGGUGAAUGGCUUGCCUACAGAAAAAUUCACCCAAGAGGACCUUAUCAGGAGGGAAGUAGUCUAUGUCCACGCUGGAAGUGAAGUUGGUUUCCAAAAGCAGCAUGAUGUCUUCAGCCUCACCCUCUCCGAGGAUUCUUCUCAGUGAGUAGUAGGGAACAGCACAGUGGAGAGGGUGCAGGUGCAAGUGACUGUGCUGCCUGUGGACAACAUGGGCCCCAAAGUCUUGGUGGGGGAAUCCUUCAUUGUCCAUGAAGGUGGGAAGAGCACCUUGAUCUUACAACAUCUCAACACUGAAGAUGUGGACACUCCCCAAGAUGAAAUCGUAUGCACAGUAACUGAUGAGCCUGCCUCUGGUUACCUGGAAAACAUUGCACCAGCUCCUGGUUCAGAAGUGUCAUGGGCUGAACCCAUCAGUGCUUUCUCCAUCAGAGAUGUCGGAGUGAGGCAUAUCAGCUAUGCACAGAGUAUCCACAAGGGGAUAGAGCCACAAGAAGAUCAAUUCACCUUUUAUUGCUCUGAUAGCAUCAAUUUCUCCCCAAAUGUUUCCUUCCCUAUAAUCAUCUUACCCACCAAUGAUGAGAAGCCUGAACUUUUUGGCCAAGAGUUUGUGGUAUUAGAGGGAAUGAGCUUGGUCAUAGACAUGCCACUGCUGAAUGGAGCAGAUGCUGACCUGCCACCAAAUGAGCUCCACUUUGAACUCACAGCACUCCCUAGGCAUGGAUGAAUCACACAGCAGCUGGCCACAGGCAGCCAGCCCAUCCACAGUUUCACCUUGCAGGAGAUCCAGGGGGCCUCCACCAUCGUGUAUGAGCAUGAUGACUCAGAGACCACAGAGGACAGUUUUGAGGUCUGGCUGAGUGACAGAAAACACACCACCCACAGGAAGGUGCCCAUUGUGGUGAUCCUGGUGGACGAUGAAACCCCUCAGCUGACCAUCAACAAUGGGCUGGAAUUAGAGACCAGACACUCUGAGGUCAUCACAAAUCAGGUCCUCAAAGCCACAGAUCUUAACUCAGAUGAUAGGAGCCUCAGUUUUGUCCUCCAUUCUGAACCUCAACAAGGGCUUCUACAGCGACUGGAAAAACCCAAAGGGCAAGUGAGGAACAACCUCACUCUGGGAAUGGACUUUACUCGGGAUGAGAUUGACAGAGGCCUCAUCUGUUAUACCCACACAGGACAAGAAGGGAUUGUUACCUUUAUCAAGUUUGAUGUGACAGAUGGGGUUAACCCAUUGAUAAACCGUUACUUGUAUGUCACCAUUGGCAGCUUAGACAAGGUCUUCCCUGAGGUAGUCAGCAAAGGGGUCACAUUGAUGGAGAGUGGCAAAGUGACCCUCACCACCAAUCUACUUAGCACUAGAAUCAACAGCCCUGGUGAAAAACUUUACUUUAGCAUCACACAAGCUCCUAGUCUGGGCCACUUGGAAAGCUCUGAACACCCCGGUGAGCCCAUUACCUCUUUCACUCAGCUUCAACUGGCAGGCAACAAAAUAUCCUAUGUUCAUACUUCAAAAGAUGAGAGAAAGAUGGACAGCUUUGAGUUUCGAGUGACUGAUGGACACAGCCCUAUGUUCAGAACCUUCAGGUUAUUCAUCACAGACGUGGAUAAUGAGAGGCCUGUUCUGACCGUCCAUAAACUAACAGUGCAGGAAGGGGAUAGCAAACCGAUCACUCCCUUUGAGUUGACAGCAGAAGACAAGGAUCUUAUUCUCUUUACCAUCACCCAGGUCCCCAUCCACAGCAGGAUUUUGUAUAAUGGUAGCAUUCCUGUGACAACUUUCACCAAGCAGGACCUGGACAAGAAUCUCAUUAUCUACUGGCAUGAUGGCAGUGACACUACUGAAGACAGUUUCUCCUUGACUGUGACAGAUGGCACUUACACUGAUUUCUAUGUCUUCCCAGACACUGCCCUAGAAACACACAAUCCUCAGGAAGUGAGGAUCCAGAUGAGUUCCCUAAACAGGCUCCCCCAGAUUGCCAUUAACAGGGGUAUCCCAGUCUUGAAGUGCCUUCACAAUAGACACACAGGCUUCCUGAUUACCAGCAAGUCUCUGAAGGCAGGAGAUCAGGACAGUCCCCACACAUUCCUGAAGUAUAGAGUGACCAGAGGGCCAGAGCACGGCUUCAUUAUUAACACUGACCUUGGAAAUGAGCACAUCCAAGUGUUUACACAAGCUGACAUUGAUGAGAUGAGGAUCUACUAUACCUUGCACCAGGGCAGUGAUGCAACAGAGGACAUCUGCUACUUCUCUGUUGAAGACAAUG
Galeopterus variegatus (Sunda flying lemur) is the source of this 5152-nucleotide messenger RNA. RefSeq names its product FRAS1 related extracellular matrix 3 (gene FREM3). The record is from RefSeq and is a predicted model, not a curated record. NCBI's taxonomy places the organism in Eukaryota, Metazoa, Chordata, Mammalia, Dermoptera, Cynocephalidae.